ACCUCAACAGCUGCGCAGAGUGGGCGUGACGACAGAGUAAGUAGAGAGGCAGCAGAAGUGGGGUGAAGUCUUUAAACAUCGUAUUCUGUGCGAAAAUACGCGCUUUGGAAUUGCUUAAGAAUCCUGUCGUCUGUAAUGUGCUUUGUUCAAGAGUUUUAAAGAUCAAUUUAAAGUAAAGCACUUUUCCAUGAGUUCCACAAGAGUUCUUCAUAUCCUCAGUCCCCCAAUGCCGGGUCCAGUUAUGCCUGUGGAUGUGGCUAUGCAGCUGUACAUAACCCAUUCUCCACCCCUGCACAGCUUCCUGAGCUCUUAUGAAGACUUCAGGACACGCAACAUGGUCAACACUUGCUACAAACCCCUGCGGCCCUGCUUGAGCUCCAGAGCCCACCUGGAGCCCACCUGCCUGGGCUGGCAGACACCAAAAUCCAAGGCCAAGAAAAAAGUUGUGUUUGCCGACUCUAAAGGCAUGUCAUUAACAGCGGUGCAUGUCUUCUCUACUAGUGAUAACAGAGAACCCGCUACAUUCCAGCUGCAGUAUGACCUGGAAGAUCUAGAGGACAUCACAGCUACUCUCCACAUAAACUCGGUCCAGAGCAGAAUUCUAGAUUUUCCACAGCCAGCAGCAGACUACCUGAAGUUCCGGAGUCGGCUGCUGAAGAACUCGGUUUGCUUGGAGAACUGUACCCUCCAGGAGCGUGCCCUCACUGGCACAAUCAAAGUGCGUAAUCUGGCCUAUGAGAAGUCUGUCCAUGUACGGAUCACCCUCGAAUCCUGGAAGAGCUACCAGGAUGUGGAAUGCACCUUUAUGAAUAAUGUGUAUGGUUGCCAGGAUACAGACACAUUCUCCUUUGCCAUCGAAUUGCCUGGGUACGUGCCCCCUCAGAAUAAGGUCGCAUUUUGCAUUAGCUAUAAAACAGGAGAGCAGACUUACUGGGACAACAAUGAUGGCAGGAAUUAUGGGCUGGUUUCAACAUCUUGGCAACAAAACAAUAAAUGGAACUCAGCAACACAGUCAAAAAAAACGGAACCCAGAAAGUUAGGUAGGAAAACAGACAACGGCGUUAAUAAAUGUAAAAGUGCCCUCCAUGCCAAUAGCCUUUUCCCAAAGUGGCAGAGUUGGGGGCACAUUCAGACCAGUGGCCCAUGCUGGUGACUUGUGCUGACAUGACUAACAGUGCCAAGUGUGUUUAAAAGUUGAUUAUGUGUCUCUCAGUAUUACAGGAUAACAACAGAAGCAGAUUAACAUUUUCUUAAAAGCUCUUUAAAUUAUUUAUCUGCGGUCUUAGAUAAAUUUACAGGUAGUUCAGAUGUUUGGAAACAGACCAAAAGGAAACAGAGGCAGUUUGGAAUGGACACAAAGAGUAAACCUUGCUUCUUUCAAGUGGAACAUGUUGGCUGCAGUGCAUUAUAAAGAUGUUUAAUUCUUUUGUUAAAGUAAAACUUGAUGACCCCUUUCCUGCUGGAUGUAUAGAUGCUUCUGUAAAUCAGACCACUAGGGGGUCUAAACUGAAACACUAUAUAACAUCUUUGUUGGUUUAUUAUAAAUUGUGCCUUUGUCUUAAGUUUACUGUGAGAAUCUUUGUAAAAAGCUGUCAUUGUUUCACACACAAUCUGCACCACAUCUGCAGACUGUUCAUUGUGCAAAAUUCAAGCCAUGCAUGCUCUGAUGAUUUAAAGAUGAUAUGUCUGGAAGACUGGAUGAGAUGAACACUUAGUGUUCAACCAGGGAGGUUAUCCUUCAUAUUGAAGGGGUAAACUUUACUUGGUUACACAUUUUAGAAGGAAUUGGAAAAAAGAAAGAAAUAUUAAUAUUUAUCAUAUUUAAUAUGUAAACAUUUCCUUGAAUAUAUCAACAUUCAAAUCAAUUUGGUUUAGAUCCUUUUGUUUAUCAAGCAUUCAGCAUAAAUCUGCAAGAUGUGUAUUUGUGCCUGUGUGUCUUUUUCUUACUCAUCUUUGUAUAGGAUGUGCUGGAAAUGUAAAUGUGCUAAACCUGUGCUAAACAGGUGAAUGCAAUAAGCUAAAAAAAAAAAAAGGCCUGAUAAUUGUCUUAAAAUUCUGUGCCUUAGGACUCUGCAGAGCAAAUGUCAGUGUGUUUUGUUAAUUUUAUGUUUAAGUGCAAUUCAGUGAGACUGAGUGGAAUAAUUGAUGUUAUGUCCUGAUUCAGCUGUAAAGAUGAGAAUGACUGUAUUUUAUUAAAGAAAGUAUGGAUGUCUGGGUAAAUGAGUAGCCUAUGUAUUUGGUGUGAUUGUUCUGAAAAAAAAAAAGUUUAAAAA
Myxocyprinus asiaticus (Chinese sucker) is the source of this 2273-nucleotide messenger RNA. Its product is annotated as protein phosphatase 1 regulatory subunit 3C-B-like. The coding region runs from base 188 to 1153 and encodes 321 amino acids. Gene Ontology annotation, cellular component: protein phosphatase type 1 complex. NCBI's taxonomy places the organism in Eukaryota, Metazoa, Chordata, Actinopteri, Cypriniformes, Catostomidae. Gene Ontology annotation, biological process: regulation of glycogen biosynthetic process. Gene Ontology annotation, molecular function: protein phosphatase 1 binding; glycogen binding. The transcript has 2 exons. The record is from RefSeq and is a predicted model, not a curated record.